Messenger RNA from Pezoporus flaviventris, 1789 nucleotides. It is a transcript of the gene RIOK1, whose product is annotated as RIO kinase 1. The transcript is spliced from 17 exons. Gene Ontology annotation, molecular function: protein serine/threonine kinase activity; ATP binding. NCBI's taxonomy places the organism in Eukaryota, Metazoa, Chordata, Aves, Psittaciformes, Psittacidae. Gene Ontology annotation, biological process: maturation of SSU-rRNA. The coding region runs from base 14 to 1699 and encodes 561 amino acids. Gene Ontology annotation, cellular component: cytosol; preribosome, small subunit precursor. The record is from RefSeq and is a predicted model, not a curated record.
CGCCGCCAUCGCCAUGGAUUACCGGGCGCUAGCUAUGAGCCAGGCCGUGCCCGGCCAGUUUGAUGAUGCGGAGUGCUCCGACGGUGAAUUUGCACAAGAAACAGAAAUAGCUGAAGAAGGUGAGGUCACCAACUGCCAGUCAAGCAUAUGUGAAGAAUUUAACACUGAGGAAGGAGAUGGUGAUGAUGACGAUGAAGAGGAAGAUGAAGACUGGGACUGGGAUGAUGAAGUGGGAAGACUCACAAAGUGCCACAGUACUGCUGGUGGAUGCAAUCCUCAGGCAAAUAGACAGACCCCUAGUUGCUAUUCAGCAAAAAUGUCUACCCCUACAGACAAGGCUUUAAGGAAAUUUGAACAUAAAAUUAAUUUAGAUAAGUUGAAUUUUGAUGACUCUGUUAUAAACAGAGUCACGGAAAAGUCUAGACAGAAGGAAGCAGACAUGUAUCGAGUCAAAGACAAGUCAGACAGAGCAACAGUAGAACAGGUGUUAGAUCCAAGGACCCGGAUGAUUCUGUUCAAGAUGCUAACUAGAGGUGUCAUAUCAGAAAUCAAUGGCUGCAUCAGCACAGGGAAAGAAGCUAAUGUGUAUCAUGCCAGUACUGCAAGUGGGGAGAACAGAGCAAUAAAGAUUUACAAAACAUCUAUCCUGAUGUUUAAAGAUCGGGAUAAGUAUGUGAGUGGUGAAUUCAGAUUUCGUCAUGGAUAUUGUAAAGGCAACCCAAGAAAAAUGGUGAAGACAUGGGCUGAAAAAGAAAUGAGGAAUUUAAUAAGGUUGAACACAGCCCAGAUACCUUGCCCAGAGCCAAUUAUGCUAAGAAGUCAUGUGCUUCUCAUGGGCUUUAUUGGUAAAGGUGAUAGGCCUGCUCCUCUGCUGAAGAAUGCUCAGUUAUCCGACUCCAAAGUUCGGGAGCUGUACCUGCAAAUCAUCCAAUACAUGAGAAGAAUGUACCAAGAUGCCAGACUUGUUCACGCAGAUCUCAGUGAAUUUAAUAUGCUGUACCACAGUGGGGAUGUGUACAUCAUUGAUGUGUCUCAGGCUGUGGAACAUGACCACCCACACGCACUGGAGUUCCUGCGUAAGGAUUGUGCCAAUGUUAAUGACUUUUUCCAGAAGCACCAUGUUGCAGUGAUGACUGUGAGGGAGCUGUUUGAGUUUAUCACUGAUCCUUCUAUCACAAGCGAGAACAUUGAUGACUAUCUGUCUAAGGCAAUGGAAAUAGCAUCCAAAAGAACAGAGGAGGAAAGAUCCAGCCAGGAUAAAGUGGAUGAGGAAGUGUUUAAGAAGGCUUACAUACCUCGAACUUUGACCGAUGUUAAAAACUAUGAGAGAGAUGUGGAUAUAAUGAUGAAAUUGAAAGAAGAGGACAUGGCACUGAAUGUUCAGCAAGAUAAUAUUCUCUACCAGACUGUGACGGGACUGAAGAAGGAUUUGUCUGGUGUUCAGGAGAUUCCUGCCCUUCUUGAAAAGAAGGCAGAUGUGUCAGAAACAGACUCUGAUGAUGAUGGCAGCUCAGAGUACCCUGAUUCAGGCUGUAAAGAAUCUGUACAUCCCAAAGAUAAACCUGCUGAAGUUGGCAUGGAUAAAAAGGAAAGGAAAAAGAUGGUUAAAGAAGCCCAAAGAGAGAAGAGAAAAAACAAAAUCCCAAAGCAUGUGAAGAAGCGGAAAGAAAAGACUGCAAAAAUGAAGAAAGGCAAAUAAAGUCAGCUUUGGCUUGGGGAAAGGGAUGGUUUGUUGUGGGUUAUUUAGUCACCAUCUUUUUAAAAAUUAAAAAUCCUUUAUUUAUAUACA